CCAGAAGUGGUGAUGAAAUCCAGUGGGCUGCUGCUCCUGAUUUAAGGACCGGUGCGGAGCCAAGUCCUCAGUCUGUGGACGUUCCCAGGCACACGGUCGGCAUGGUGUCCGGGUGGAUUCUGUUCCCCCUGCUGAUGGGGGCGGUGGGGGCACGGCCAGACACCCUGGUCCUCAUCCCCACAGUGAUACAGAUGGAGAGUCCGGAGAAGCUCUGUGUGGUUCAGUCGACGGGGGUGGGCAGCGGCCCCCUCAGGGUGAACAUUCACCAUGGCCCCAGUAACACCACCUUACUGGACCAGGAGAUAACGGGUGUCGAGCACUACGGCUGUGUGGAAUUCAUGGUUCCGGAGGUACAGAUCGAUAACCACUGGCGUUCUGUGGCCACUGUGACGGUGAUUGGAUCCGGGGAGACGGCAGCGAUUAACAUCACCAAGAGGGUUCUCCUCAGGAAGUAUCAGUCGUUGACCUUCGUACAGACGGACAAACCCGUCUACAAACCCGGCCAGACAGUGAGGUUCCGGGUGGUGUCCCUGACGAUGGAUUUCCAGCUGUCCCAGGAGGAGUACCCGCUGAUAACGCUCUGGGACCCUCAGCGGAAUCGGAUUGGCCAGUGGAGAGAUGUGAAGGGCAGGCAGGGCAUCGUGGACCUCAGCUUCGACCUGAUCCCCGAACCUCCGAUGGGGGAGUACAAGAUCGAAGUGGAGAAGACCCACGGGAAGAAUUCACACACCUUCACUGUUGAGGAAUACGUGCUCCCCAAAUUUGAAGUGAAGGUUCACCUUCCAAAUGCGAUCACAAUCCUCGACAAAACGAUUAAUGUCAAAGUGUGUGGCAGGUACACCUAUGGGAAACCCAUGCGAGGUCAUGUGAAUGGGACUGUCUGCCUGAAACGUUAUUACUCUGCCAUGGACUCAACGUUAUGUCACCACGUCGAGGGCGAGACGGAUACUGACGGCUGCUUCUCCCGAGAUUUGUCCACUGCCAUAUUUCACCUCCGGAGGAAUUGGCAAAGAACCAUUCAGGCUCAUUUCGUCCUGGACGAGCAAGGCACAGGAAUCAAGAGGGAAGCUGUGGCGACCUGCCGGAUCGCUUCAGAGGUCACAAACCUCAGGUUCGAAGAAAUGGAAGAUUACUACAAGAGGGGGAUCCCAUACACUGGAAAGCUGGUGAUAAAAUACGCAACUGGGAAGCCUGUGCCUAGAGCCAAAGUUUAUCUGUUUCAUUCGGCCAAGCCUGGGGCACAGGUUAUCACCGUGGAUGAGCACGGAGAAGGAAAGUUCCAGUUAAACACCAGCUCCUGGGAGAACGGCCAAGUGACCUUCAUGGCCAUUUAUCACCUCCAAGCUGAUUACGCUGACUACUCGUUUCGCAUUCCCGGCCACAAUCUGGCCCGACACUCCGCCAAAUGCUUCUACUCCAAGUCCGGCAGCUUUCUGUCCAUUCAGAAACAUCACAGGGAGUUACCUUGCGACUCGGAUCUGAAUCUGUCCGUCGAUUAUAUCAUCAAGGGUCUGCCCGACAGUGGACCCCUCGAUCUGGAGGUGUUCCACCUGGUGAUGGCGAAGAUGAAGAUCAACAGUUUUGAGAAGACCUCCCUCGUCGUUGGGGGUACAAGUGGGACAGAGGGAACGUUGCUCCUUCAGCAGCGGGUGAGCUGGGAUCUGGCUCCCAUCGCCCGGAUCCUGGUCUUUGCGGUCCUGCCAGAUGGGGAGAUGAUCGGUGACACGGUGAAGUUCAGUGUGAGCAAGUGCUUUCACAACAAGGUCCAGCUCCACUUCUCCACCUCUGAAGACCUCCCCGGGACCCAGAUCAGUCUCGAUCUCCAUGCAGAUCCCGGCUCCUGGUGUGGACUGAGAGUUGUUGAUCAGAGUGUACUACUACUGAAACCAGAAAAGGAGCUAUCAGCCGACAGUAUCUAUUCCUUGCUACCGCUGUCCGAUCUCAGCGGUUACCAAUACCUGGUAAAGGAUGAUGAACAGCAGUUCUGUAAACCAGAUAACAGAGGGACUCAGCUUGCAUUGGACCAACGAUGGUUGGUCUAUGAUCUUGCCAAACUGAUCGAGGGGAUGGAGCUGAAGAUCUUCACCAACCUGGACUACUUCGUCCCCCUCAACUGCAUGUUGCCGACACGAUGGGAAUAUCAGCGUCGCUACUACGGUAUGCCAGGAUCUCCUAUGGGUUUUCCAGGACCUGCCUCAGGUGUAGCGUUCAGCGGCAGAUUUCAUCUGGAUUCUGCACCCGCUGGUCCCGUGGUGGGAACGAGUCUCCCCGCACAGAAUGUCCGGGAAUACUUCCCGGAGACCUGGAUCUGGGACCUGAUCCCUGUCAGUUCCACCGGACGCACCUCCCUCGAUGUCAGCGUCCCCGACGCCAUCACCGAGUGGAGGGGGAACGUUUUCUGCGGCGGAGAGUCAGGAUUCGGGAUGUCGGACACGGCUUCCUUCGUGGCCUUCAAACCUUUCUUCGUGGACGUGGCCCUGCCCUAUUCUGUCGUCAGGACUGAGGGCUUCACCCUCAAGGCCAAGGUCUUCAACUACAUGACGCAGAGCCUGAUGGUCAAAGUCGUCCUACUGGAAGCCCAGGGCUUUGAGCUGAAGUCCUCAGACAGAGAAUUUGAAGUCUGCGUCUUGUCCAAAGACAGUGUCACUGUGAGUUGGCAACUGGUGGCUGUGGCACUGGGUGAGGUGAAUGUCACUGUGCGAGCUGAGUCCAUUCACUCCUCCACUCUCUGUGGAAACGAGGUGGUCACCGUCCCAAAGAAAGGGGCCGUCGACAUUAUCCGCAAACCCGUCCUGAUCGAGCCCGAAGGCUCGGAAACUGAAUUAUCUCACAGCUCCCUGCUCUGUCCUGCCGGUAAAACCAUCACGGAGCAGAUCCACCUCCAAGUCCCGGCAAAUGUGGUUGAAGGAUCGGCCAGAGCUUACGUCACUGUGCUGGGUGACCUCAUGGGCAGUGCCAUGGAGAAUCUCGAUGGUUUACUCAGACUACCCACUGGCUGCGGGGAGCAGAAUAUGGUGAAGUUCGCCCCCAAUAUCUACGUACUCAGUUAUCUGGAAAAGACCCACCAGCUCACACCGGAAAUCAAGUCUAAAGCGAUUGGUUUCCUGAAGACAGGGUAUCAGAGACAACUCACCUACAAGCACCACGACGGAUCCUUCAGUGCGUUUGGGAACAGCGAUGCAGAGGGGAACACUUGGCUGACGGCCUUCGUCCUGAAGUCCUUCCUGCACGCCCAGCCCUACAUCUUCAUCGACGACUCUGUCCUCCGUGCUGCUGCUGGCUUCUUCCUGAAGUAUCGGCUGGAGUCAGGGUGCUUUGCCAGCCUCGGAAAGCUGUUCAACAACGCCAUGAAGGGGGGUGUCGACGACCACAUCUCCCUCUCCGCCUACGUUACCACAGCAUUGUUGAAUUUACUGAAACUGAGGCCCAACAUGGCCUCUGAGGUUUAUGAAAAGACUCGGGAAAGAGGCCAUGAAAUCUCUUCAAUCAACGAACUAGUGCUCGAGGAUCCAGACCAUGCACUGAUGUCCAGCACUGACGGAGAGAAGACCAAGCCUUUGAAUUUCAAGACGGCAGUGGUCGAUGUAUCUCUGGGCUGCCUGAGGAAGGAGAUGGAGACGGUGAACAACACCUACACUCUGGCGCUCCUCGCCUACACCUUCACCCUGGCCGGUGACACCACCUCCAGGGAGAGGCUCCUCAACAGACUGGAGGCGCUUUCAGUCACAAAGGAUGGACUGAAGCACUGGCAGAGGGCCGCGGACCCAGAGGAGGAGGAGGAGGAGGAGGAGGAGGAGGAGGUCUGGUACUGGUGGAGGGCUCCCUCAGCCGAGGUGGAGAUGACGGCCUACGUCCUGCUGGCCCUCCUCUCCAAGCCCCAGGUCAGCCCGUCGGACCUGCAGCAGGCCGUCCCCAUCGUCAGCUGGCUGGUGAGGCAGAGAAACUCGUACGGGGGAUUCGCCUCCACUCAGGACACAGUGGUGGCUCUCCACGCCCUCUCACUCUACGGGAGGCUGACCCACGCCACUGACCCCCAGGGCUCGGUGUCCCUGACUGGGGAGAACGGGUUCCAUCGGGAGUUCCACCUGGAUGCUUCCAAUCAGCUGUUGCUUCAGAGAGAGAAACUGGAGCAUGUUCCCGGAGACUACACUGUCCAGAUCAGUGGGACCAGCUGUCUGUUACUGCAAACCACACUGCGUUACAACACCCCUCCCACACCCAAACUCUCCGCCUUCCGCCUCUCCGUGAACAUGGAGACCGAGGCACAGGACCAGACCACAGGAAAGGUCAACAUCAACGUAAGUUACGUUGGCUCCCGUAAUGUCUCCAACAUGGUAAUCGUUGAUCUGAAGCUGCUCUCUGGAUAUUCGGCUGAGAAGCCAAGCCACCCCAGCGUCAGCAGAACAGAGACACAGAACGAGCAUUUGGUGAUGUACAUUCGACAGAUGGAAGCGUUCCACCCCGUCCAGCUGUCCGUCACCGUUCACCGGGACUUUGAGGUGGACAACCUGCAAGAAGCCCAUGUGAAGGUCUACGACUACUACGAGACGGAUGAAUCCGCCAUCGCUGGAUAUCAUGUGAGCCCUCUUCACGGGUCUUCCGCGAAAGAUCCCAGUGCGACGGAGGGUUUGGAUUCCCACCAUACAGAGAAGCGGGGAUAAUUCAUUAACCUGUAAUCAAUCUCAAUAAAUGUCUUAAUCCAUCA
Pristis pectinata (smalltooth sawfish) is the source of this 4705-nucleotide messenger RNA. Its product is annotated as murinoglobulin-2-like. Gene Ontology annotation, molecular function: endopeptidase inhibitor activity. Gene Ontology annotation, cellular component: extracellular region. The record is from RefSeq and is a predicted model, not a curated record. Bases 102 to 4661 code for a protein of 1519 amino acids. The transcript is spliced from 38 exons. NCBI's taxonomy places the organism in Eukaryota, Metazoa, Chordata, Chondrichthyes, Rhinopristiformes, Pristidae.